Teleopsis dalmanni is the source of this 1005-nucleotide messenger RNA. RefSeq lists its product as uncharacterized. The coding region runs from base 3 to 725 and encodes 240 amino acids. Lineage: Eukaryota; Metazoa; Arthropoda; Insecta; Diptera; Diopsidae. The record is from RefSeq and is a predicted model, not a curated record. The transcript is spliced from 3 exons.
AAAUGAAUAAAGCAGUUUGCUGGUAUCUAUCUUGUGAUCGUUACUGGGAGGAUGGUCCAUUGGAGCCGAGAGCAUUUCCAUGGGGUCUAAUAGUAAUUCUUAUAUUCGUGCUGUCCACAGGAAUCUGUUUCUGUUAUUACAUUAUUUGGAUACUAUUUGAUUCUGACGAGACAGCAAUUAAUUCAAAUCACCACAUUAGUCAACACAAUCAGUGUCUUAAAUAUUCUCCGGAUAGUCCAGGUGGUCAGUUAUUUUCACAUCAACAUAUGCACGACUUAUAUCCUGAACAAUCCCAAGCAGAACAUCCCUACAGUUUAAGACAUUAUUAUGGGGAUCAAAUUCAAAUCGAUACCAGCAGCAGCACAACUCACAGGAACGGUCAGCGUACAUCGACACCAUUACGCCGUCAAGGUCAAAAUAAUCUGCCAUAUCAGGAAAACAAUAGCAAUUCCAAUACAGCAAUAGCAGCAACUAGCACAGCAUCACUAGCUAAUACAAUCGAUUACAAGGUUAAUUCAUUGAGUGACGCAGCCGCAAAGCCAAUCAAUUCUCUUCAGCAUUCAUUGGAUAUGCAUCAUAGCUAUGUGGGCGCAUCUCAGCCAUCUCUACAUGCCUCAUCAUCCGCUCACGACAUCAUCGAAAACGAAGUAGGUCAGAACGAGCACUAUAUUUAUGUUACUUACCCACCCGAUUUGAAGAAACGCUUUUUUGAGAAAUUUGAGUGAUGACUUGCCUAGGACAGAUGCUGUGACAUUAUACUUAACAUAAAUGUUUCAUAAAUUUUAUUUAAAAUUUCAUAAUAUAAAGAGUGCAAUUCUUUAAUAAACGAAUGAACGCAAAAUGAUAUAUGAAGAAUGAUAAAUACACACAAAUAAUUGGUGGAAACCCACUUUGUUACGAUGUACGAUCCACAUAAUUACAAUUUACUUUUCAAGCAAUUAAUUGGGACCAGGAGUUUAAGCUUUUUCUGUAUCCGAAGAAUAAAUUAUUUCAAGUUUUAAUAUA